This is a messenger RNA of Oncorhynchus mykiss (rainbow trout), 5304 nucleotides long. Lineage: Eukaryota; Metazoa; Chordata; Actinopteri; Salmoniformes; Salmonidae. The record is from RefSeq and is a predicted model, not a curated record.
ACAGCAAUGGUGGAUAUUUAAAGAAAUGUCCAUAUCAGAUCGUUCGUGUGACAUUUUCGUAAUAAUUACCGGAUUGAUAUCAGAGCCAAAUCCACAGGAGGGAGGAUGAAGCGGCGCAAUGCGGACUGCAGCAAGCUCCGACGCCCGUUAAAACGGAACCGAAUCACAGAGGGUAUAUAUAGCAGUACCUUCCUGUAUCUGAAGUUUCUGGUGGUGUGGGUGCUGGUGCUGCUGGCAGACUUUGUGUUGGAGUUCAGGUUUGAGUACCUGUGGCCCUUCUGGCUAUUCAUACGCAGUGUCUACGACUCCUUCAGAUACCAGGGGCUGGCGUUCUCAGUGUUCUUUGUGUGUGUGGCGUUUACGUCUGACAUCAUCUGCCUCCUCUUUAUCCCUGUCCAAUGGCUGUUCUUCGCUGCCAGCACCUACGUCUGGGUCCAGUAUGUCUGGCACACAGAGAGAGGAGUGUGUCUACCCACCGUGUCGCUAUGGAUACUGUUUGUUUACAUGGAAGCUGCCAUCCGCUUCAAGGACCUGAAGAACUUCCACGUGGACCUGUGUCGGCCCUUCGCUGCUCACUGUAUUGGCUACCCGGUGGUGACUCUGGGCUUUGGCUUUAAGAGCUACGUCAGCUACAAGAUGAGACUGAGGAAACAGAAAGAGGUGCAGAAGGAGAAUGAGUUCUACAUGCAGCUCCUACAGCAGGCUCUGCCCCCAGAGCAACAGAUGCUACAGAGACAGGAGAGAGAGGCAGAGGAGGCGGCCAUGGCUAAAGGUGUGUCAUCAGAUGUGGACCCUACCCCGCCGGUUUCCCAAAAUGGGUCAACUCCCGGCAAGAAGACCCCCAUUAACGCUUCCGUUCCCUUACCGGAACUGGAGUACCGGGAGAAAGGGAGAGACGGGAACAGCAAGGAACGGGAGGGCAAACAACAACAACACACAAUAGGAAUCAACAACAACAGUAUCCUCCACACACUGGACUCCACAUUACAGGAGACGGAGUAUAUGGAGAACAUGGGGGGGAAGAGACUUAACAACGACCUCGGAGGAGGAGAGAUCACACACACAGGCAACACACACACUCCCAAAGAGGAGGUGGGGGGAACCGGGGUAGGGGGAGGGAAGAACUGCAAAAAUGCCAGCGGAGGCGGUGUGGCCACAAACUCCUCCCCUCGGAAUCACAGCGCCACCAAUGGGACCGUGCCGUCGUCUGGCUUGUCCAAUAAGAACGAGAAAAAGACGAAGUCUGCGGGGAAGGGAGGAGCCAAUCAGAAGGAUCCCGUGGAGAACUGUAUUCCCAAUAAUCAACUGGGCAAGCCUGACGCUCUCGUGCGGUUAGAGCAGGAUGUGAAACGGCUGAAGGCGGACCUGCAGGCGAGCCGUCAGUUGGAGUCAGAUUUACGUUCUCACCUCUCCUCCCUGACCAGCCAGGACAGGAGUCUGCGCUCUGAGCUGGGCCAGCUGCGACAAGACAACGAGAUGCUGCAGAACAAUGCUGACCAGGCCAAGCAAAAGGACAAGCAGACCAUCUCCCAGCUAGAGAAGAGGCUGAAGGCAGAGCAGGAGGCCCGGGCGCUGGCGGAGAAACAGCUGGCUGACGAGAGGAAGAGGAAGAAGGUGGAGGAAGCCACCGCAGCCCGGGCUGUAGCACUAGCCGUAGCCUCCAGGGGUGAGUGUACUGACUCCCUGCGUGGGCGGAUCAGAGAGUUGGAGACGGAGUGUAAGAAGCUCAACAUCGACGUGAAACUGGAAGAAGAGCACAUUAGAGAGCUGGAGGGGAAAUGCCAGGAGCUGCGCAAGUACAAGGAGAAUGAGAAGGACAUGGAGGUGUUGAUGUCUGCGCUGUCGGCCAUGCAGGAUAAAACCCAGCACCUGGAGAACAGCCUGUCUGCUGAGACCAGGAUCAAACUAGACCUCUUCUCUGCCCUGGGAGACGCCAAGAGACAGCUGGAGAUCGCACAAGGUCAGAUCCACCAGAGAGACCAGGAGAUAGCAGAGUUGAAGCAGAAGAUAGCGGAAGUGAUGGCGGUGAUGCCCAGUAUCUCCUACAGCAACGACAGCAGCAGCCUGAGUCCCGUUACGCCACACUACUCCUCCAAGUUCAUGGACAACAGUCCCUCCUCUCUUGAUCCCAAUGCAUCUGUCUACCAGCCACUCAAAAAGUGACAGUAGCACGCACACACAUUAAUACACACUAACACACUUACUCACAAGGCAGCAUACAUAGUCCCAUUACACACAUUUUUCACACAUACAAAAGAUAAAUACUUUUGGUCAUGUUUUUAAGUUGUGUUUUUGGGAAGCGAUGGGAAAUGUUUCUCGGGGGUGUCUAGUACUAGCCUCUCAAAAAUGGGACACACCGGACCCAAUUGGUCAUGGGUUUGUUCCCAUGGCAACGCUUUUUUGUUGUCUGUUUUUGGAACAGAUGGAGAGGUUGUGUAAAACGACAGUUGACGUUUUAGGGAUUGAGAUGUUGACGUUUUAGGGAUUGAGAUGUUGACGUUUUAGGGAUUGAGAUGUUGACGUUUUAGGGAUUGAGAUGUUGACGUUUUAGGGAUUGAGAUGUUGACGUUUUAGGGAUUGAGAUGUUGACGUUUUAGGGAUUGAGAUGUUGACGUUUUAGGGAUUGAGAUGUUGACGUUUUAGGGAUUGAGAUGUUGACGUUUUAGGGAUUGAGAUGUUGACGUUUUAGGGAUUGAGAUGUUGACGUUUUAGGGAUUGAGAUGUUGACGUUUUAGGGAUUGAGAUGUUGACGUUUUAGGGAUUGAGCCAUUCUGUUUUAACUGGUAAGAGAGACAUAAAGGGACACCAGGUUGACAAGCACGCUGUCCAAAAAUAACACCCUAUUCCCUAUUUUGACCCGGGCCCAGUGGGAGAUGGAGGCAGAUGAGGACUGGCUGGUUAGUUGAUAUGAAUGUUUAGAAUGACUCGUUGUAUUGCUCGGUCACUCUUUCAGUCUGUCAGGGAUUCAUGAUCGCUCUCUCUUCUCUCUCUCCAUUCUAGUUCAGGUUUUUGUUGACUUUGAGUGUAUUGCCAAACUACUCUUGGUUUUAAAUGAGACAACUUAAACAUUUUGAAUUGUUAAAAUGGCACCUUCUGUGAGUUUGAUUAUGGAUGUAAAAUACUUAGUUCGUGUUUUGGUUUUAUCGCCCUAAAGUGUGUUUAAUUUUUUUUUUUUUUAAAGUGACACAUUUCAGUUUUAGUUAUGAUGACAAUGGUAAUAUCAUCAUAACUAAAUGUACGGAUCGCCAAUUUGUACAUUAUUCCAUUUUGAAAACUGUAACUGACUCCAAACAGCGUCCGGGAUUAUCAAUUAACUCAAAACACUCCUGAUUUUUUUUUUCGCGUUAACUCAAAACACUCCGGUCAAGAAAUCCAUAAAUCUCUCAAAAUAGGCUUGUCAAUAAAUAUGACCUGGUACUGUCUAGAGGUUAAGUAAUGUCAUCUGUUUGCUGGUAAAUGUACUUAAACCUGGCUCUCCUUUUGGACCAAAUUGCAAUCUGUUGUUAAGCCAUAUAACUAAAAACAUACUGGAUUUAAUGAUGUCUAGGUAACUGAUAUUUUAUCUGUUGUCAAUUUCACUGUGCCUUGCAAUUCCUUUUUAUUUUUAAUUUAAUUUUUUUAAGUAGUUAGUAUAAUGAGUUACUUAGUCGAUCUUGAUAUAGGUCCCUCCCUCCAGGCUGUGUCUCAAUAAUGUGAGCUUUCUGGCAAGCGGAAGCAACAUAUGGUGAAAGCUUAUCCAGGCCUCUCACCUAUCAUGAAGGAAGGAAGCCAGUGUAGUGGAUUGAGAUGUCCCCUUAUUUCUCACCAUCUCCCAUGCAGCCCCAGUCUCCCUUUUUUCUAUUAGGACUCGUUCUCUGAUGCAACACUGACCCAAGUAAACAAUGGGAUUUGGUUCGUCCCGUUUUGUAUAGGGAGUUAGGAACGACCCUGUCCGCCAAACCGCUAUUUAAAUAUGUCUGGAGCCUAAAGUUUUACCUGGCCAAGCCAAGUGGUCAGUAGAACCAACACCAGGCCUUUAUGUCCAAUACUACGGUAGCCCAGAGUGGACAUCUAUCUGUUUACAACCAGGGUUUUGGGGUCAAUUCCAUUUCAAUUCCAGGCAAUUCAGGAAGUACACUGACAUUCCAAUUUACUUUUUUUUUUAACAAGGGAAAAUGUGGAAUUGGAAUUCGGUUAACUCUCUGAAUUGAAAUGGAAUUGGCCCCCCGAAACCCUGUUUACAACCAUGUACAUUAUUACAUAGCGAUAAAUGUUGUAGUGUUUCAGUUCAAAGUGCCACGUUUUUGGUGUUUUCUUAAAUACAGCUCCCUCUCCAUUUCGUUACAUUGAUGUAUCUGUAGCUUGCUUUCGGUUUGGAUCAAAAGCAUCAGAACAUGGCUACACAUUGUUGUGCUCAUGUAUUUGACAUGUAGUUGUUGUUUUUUUUUCGACAUUCAUUGAAAGCAAGUCGAGUAAUUGGUUAGAUUUGACUCACUCUCUGCACUAUUAUUGCGCUUAUUUAUUUGGUGCAGCCAUUUAUUGUUUUCUCUUAUUAAGUAUUAUGUUUGAGAGAAAUCCAAUCUCUUUCUAGAAUGAGUCCAGGUCUGUUUCUGCGCAUGCCAACUCCUUAUGGAAUUGUCACGCCUAAAAAAAAAAUAAAACAUUUCUUGACAACUCCACUGAGUUGGAAAACAAGCGCUAACAGGUCUGGGACCAGGCUAAUCUCUUUCCGCCCGGGAUGAACGUGUGACGUGUAUGUAUUUGGGAAGUUACACCCUGCCCACUGGGCACACGCAGGUUGAAUCAACUUUGUUUCCACAUUUCAAUGGAAUUACAUUGAACCAACUGGAAUAGACAUUGAAUUAACUGUGCCCAGUGGGUGAUCAGUUUGCCGUGUUUUUUCUGCUGUAGGGUGAAAUUGCCCCGUCACAAAACGGCGAUCUUGGGUCAAUUUUACAUUAUCCCCACUAUUGAUUAAAAUUAGGAUUAGGGGAGAGGAAGCUGAUCCUGGAUCCUAGAGGAAACGUCAUCCCGGAGCCGUGUUUUCUCAUGUUUCCUACCUGGAAAGUAUUGGUGUGGAUCAUAAUAACGGAUUUGUGACCUGUUUUGUUUAAAAAAAAAAUAUGUUCUACAUGUUUUAGUGGGAAAGAAAAAAAGUGUUUCGUUUCUCCUGUUUUCGUUGUUCCACCAUGUUGUUUUCUCUCAACGUGAUGAUGGUGUCGGCCGCGGCCAAACUCCACUCACUUUGGGGCCCUCACCUGGAAUUAAAGAAGUAUCUUGCAGAAGAUGAUGAUGAUGAUGAUGAUGCAAGCUGUUUGAGAACAA